This is a messenger RNA of Symbiodinium sp. CCMP2456, 951 nucleotides long. The record is from the annotation of a GenBank genome assembly. Lineage: Eukaryota; Dinophyceae; Suessiales; Symbiodiniaceae.
AUGGGCAACGUGAUUUAUCCACUGUGGGCGGAAUGUCCGAUGCUGACAAGGAUGGUCGUUGCAGGCUAUCCUGUGAUGUCCUUCGCGGUCCUAAUGAUCGCGUCGGCUUCGGAGACCACUGCCUGGCUUGUGGACGGUUUCUUUCACUGUAGCAUAGCCAAUCUGAUGGAACUGAAGUUAUGGACGCUGCUUUGGGGUCCCUUCUAUGUUGAGCUUUCGAGUGGCAUGGCUUUUGUCAUGAUCCUCUUCGAGAUGUACAUGGCAAUGAGCCACUUCCCCGCACAAGAGAAGGAGAUGGGAUCGACGACCUUCCUGCUCUGGAUGUUUCUGAUCAACACUCUCACAAGUCUGCUUUAUCUGCCAGUUAUGUUUUGCCUUGGCAUGUACUACCACAUGCAGCCGUACUAUUACCACCAGAGUUUGCGUGGGCUUUGGCCGAUGAUCAUGGUCUGCUUGACAUUGUCGGCUCUUAGCAACCCAGACAGCUCGACGAACUUCUGGGGCCUGGUCAAGAUUCCGAACAGGUGGUACCCCCUUGCAUUAACGGGUCUUUUCAUGCUCCUCAACGGCAAGAUCAUGUGGAACUUUCUGGUGGCGCUGGCCAUCGGCUACGGCUACCCAAAGCUGCGCCUCGAGCGGCUGCUUCCGUCGAAAACCCGCGUGGAUCGCCUCGAGCAGAAGUGCUGCAGAGGAGGUCGCUGCCAGCUGCUCGGAACUUCUUGGAUCCCAGCUGCAACAACAUCUUCGUACGAUCUUGAUGUGCAGAUUGAUCGGCGCUACAGAAACUUCUCUGACUUCGGAAACACUGACGCCACCAACUCCACGACAGCAACGAGCGGUGCUGCAGGAGGCCAGUUCGUGGCCUUCGGAGGCAGUGGCAACCGUCUUGGCGAGGCUCCGGCUACAGAGAUGGAGGCGCGUCCAGCAACUGAGCCUUCCGGCCAGCCGUGA